UCAAUGGUUCGUCUGCUUUAAUUGUGCAAUUGUAUUGAUUUGAACUCCAUCUUUUAAGGGUUUUUUGGUGCGCGCGCUCAUUUCAGAAUGGCGGGAAUAGAGUGCACGUGUGUUUUGACGUGUGUCAAUUAAAAAUUAUUACCCGAAAUGGAUUCGAUUUCCACUAUUUCGAAAUAUGUGGGCUGUAAUAAAUCGCGUAGACUAAAUUCGGGCCACAAAAGUUCACCUUUAGGGGUGCAUGAAUUAGAUUUUUAAAAAGCACGCAGUAGAAACUGUAUAAAUUGUACCUAUUCUGUGUGUGCGCAAUAAGAGUUAUUAGCGCAUACUCGUUUUUACGACGACGACGAAGGAAUGAUUACAGUUCUUAGAGAUGAAGGAUUUUUGAUUAAAGGGCUGAACAGUGCAUAGAAAACCCAAUCAAUGAGUGAAAAUGGAUUCGGAACGACUGUUUGCUCAGACAUGUAGAAUUUGUUCAGCUGAGCUUGAAAAUGGCGUUUUGGUUUUUGGAGAAGAAGGAAAAAAAUUAUAUUUACAAGCGAAGAUUAGAAAAUAUUUGUAUAUAAAGAUUUCCGUCGACGAUAAAUUGCCAAAAAUGAUUUGUGAGAGUUGCUGUAAAAAACUGGAAGGUAUUCAUAAAUUUGCUACAAUGGCCGUAAAAAUACAAGAUAAAUUUAAUCAACUUGUCAUCAAUUCGUCAGAUAGUUCGUUUAAUGACGAAUAUAAGGAUGAAAAUAAAGGCUUAUUACAUACAUAUCUUACAAAGGGAAUUAAAGAAAAAGAGGAAGUUACAGAAAUGGAAGUUAAGGUAGAUCCCAUGCUAAUCCUUCAAUGUUCUGAUGACUCUUCGAACGAUGGUGCAUCCGACACUGAAAGUUUACCUGAAAGUCACGCGUCUAUUGACAAAUUAUCAACUAAUUGUGACGAUGUUGACCAAACAUUGUACAACUGUAGUUUUUGCCCUAGAUGUUUUACUUCAGAAAUUGCACUUCAAAGUCAUAUGUGGAAUCACAUACCUCAGAACAAACAUAUAGUAUUAUUAAACAUUAACAACACAGAUUGGGAAUGGCAAGCAAACAGUGACGAAAAAAAUUGUAACACACGUCUAAUGUCUGAAAGUGCUUCAAGUACUACCAGCGAUGAAUGUGAAACAUCCGAAAACGGUAAUUCUGAGACAGUUCAAAUAGACCAAGAAAACAACUUUCGUUUCACGUGUCCAAUAUGCGGGAAAGUCAUAUCUACCAAGGGAAAUUUAAAGGUGCACUUGGAAACACAUCGACCAAAAGGAAAAUAUGGAUGCGAGAUUUGUGGCAGAAUAUUCAAAACACAAUGCAAUCUUUAUCGGCAUAAGGAAUACCACGAAGGCAUUCAAUUUCCAUGUGUCGUCUGUGGGCGAGUGUAUCCAACAAACAGCACCCUAAGAGCUCAUUCCAUCACGCACAGCGACCUCAGACCACAUAAGUGUCCAUUGUGCAUUAAAACUUUUAAGAGAAAUCAAGACUUGAAAUUUCAUAUUAAUCAACAUACCGGCGCGAGACCUUAUCAAUGCCCAUAUUGUCCAAAGGCCUUCGCUAGUUCGGGAAACUGUUUUUCGCAUAGGAAACGAAUGCAUCCAUUUGAAGUGGAAAGAGAUAGAGAGAAAGCAGCCAAAAUUAUGCGAUAAUGCACUGUAACUUUGUUUGUUAUUUUUAUAAAUGCUAUCAUUUUUGAAGUAGGUAGUGAAUGUUAUGGGGAUAAAUGAAAGAUACGAUGUUUUGAUAAUUUAUAUCUUUAAUAGAGUAUUAACAGAAAGUGAUAUACAAGUUCUAGUUAAGUUUUUAGAAAACUGUGAUCAAUUUGUAUAUAUGUACUUCCUUGAGGCUAUAUCGUUGUUUAUUUAUACUUGUAUUGGUGAAAUAGCAAUAAGUAGGUAUUUGGUACUAAUUAAAGCAAUCUUUCGUUUUGUAUUAUAUUACGUUAAAAUACAUCAGUAUUAAUAGUUAUAGAAUGAGUAAAAUUGUAACAAAUCAGUGUAGUAGCUAGACGAAUUUCUGUAAAUGACUGUUCGAAUAAUUAUGCGUAUUACAUGUGACAAAUUCAUAAACAUAAAAUUAAGGAUUCGCCCAAUACCUUCAAUUUUUUAUUUUGGUAUGAAUUUCAGAUAUACCUACCUAGUAUAAUUUAUCCAUCCAUUGUAUACAAAAUGUAGAUUGUAAAAAAAUGAUAACUUUA
Molecule: messenger RNA, 2208 nt
Organism: Photinus pyralis (common eastern firefly)
Lineage: Eukaryota; Metazoa; Arthropoda; Insecta; Coleoptera; Lampyridae
Product: zinc finger protein 62 homolog
Exons: 6
Coding region: 431-1660 (409 amino acids)
Biological process (GO): regulation of transcription by RNA polymerase II
Cellular component (GO): nucleus
Molecular function (GO): DNA-binding transcription factor activity, RNA polymerase II-specific; zinc ion binding; RNA polymerase II cis-regulatory region sequence-specific DNA binding
Source: RefSeq, a predicted model, not a curated record